UCUCCGCGGCAUUCUGGUGGUUAUGGUGCCUCAGGGUGUGUGUGUCAUGCCGUCUCCCCAUGCUGUUUGUCUGCUCUGUUAUGAGCCAGGAGCAUGUUCUAAUGUAAAUGCAGAUGGUGCCUUCUGAAUGCAGAGGUGGAUGCUUGAAUGCUGCAGUGCCCUGCUGGCUGGCGAGAACCUUUGACAGUAAGAUGCCAUCGAUUUCAGAGAUGUUAAAAUGUGAACAAAUGUGCGUUGGAGAAUCAGUGGAAUAUGGCAGCAGUGCACUGUGUGUGAAGGGACGUUGAUCAAGGAGUCACUGACCAGAGCUCCUUAUGGGCAAUUUGUUUGAAUGAGGGUGACUGACUGUCGUGGAGAAUUUUGGCUUUCUACCAGUGAUGGCUGGGAGACAGGGCAGAGGCAGAACCUGAAGUGUGAUGUUAAAAAGCAUUGGAACGGUGUGGCUCUCUGCAUCAUUUUCUGAAGAAGAACUGAAAAGAAGAGUAGCCGAGGAGCUGGCAUUGGAGCAAGCUAAGAAAGAAUCUGAAAAGCAAAAACAACUAAAGCAAAGCAAAGAACUGGACCAGGAGAGCGCCCAUGAGCAGUUAACCAGAGCUAUCCUCCGAGAGAGGAUUUCCAGCGAAGAGGAACGCUCCAGGGCCAAGCACCUGAUUAAGCAGCUGGAAGAGAAAGAUCGAGUGAUAAAGAAACAGGAUGAGUUCUACAAACAGCAGCUGGCUAGGCUGGAGGAGAGGGAGACCCUGGGUGGUGCCGGUGGUUCACGUGCUCAGCGGCCAACCAAAGGAUUAGAGAGCGCAGAGUUCUACAAAGUCACCACUGAGCAAUAUCAGAAAGCCACUGAAGAGGUGGAAGCAAAGUUCAAGCGGUAUGAUUUUCAUCCAGUCUGUGCUGACCUACAGGCCCAAAUUCUCCAGUGUUACCGCCAGCACACCCACCAGACCCUCAGCUGCUCUGCCCUGGCUGCCCAGUACAUGCACUGUGUCAACCAGGCCAAACAGGGCACACUUGAGAAGGGAGGAUAAAGUCAACUUUGAAAAUGAGCAAAACUCCAUCCACGUUAAUUCCAGAGGUGGAACUUUUUUUUUUUCCUAGUAAGAAAAUAACCUAUUUAAAGAGAAGAAUGAUAAAGAGAAGCACCAGAAAGCGGAUUCAACAGAAGCAAAUCACGAUUUGAUCAACAACAGUUCACAAAGCCCAGGCCUAGAUCAGGGGUCAAUCAUCAAAAGACAGCUUCAGUGUUAGCAUAGCCCCUUUACAGUGAUUAAAAGAGAAGGACAUGUCUCACCACCUUUUUUAUUUUCCAUUCAUUUCUACUGACCGCAAGUCUUUCUCUUCUAACCAAGUCCCAUGGUUGGGUGAACCCGUCUCUAGCACAGCAGGGAGAGGGGGCAGCAGUACUGAGCGGAAUUGUCCAGGCUGUGACCCGUUGGUUUUCUCUUUUCCUGUUCCCCUUUGAUUAUGUAAGAAUUGCUUUGUUUUAACUUAUUACGGUGAUCUUGCAAGUAAGAAGACAAAAGGGAGAGAGCAUGUCCCUCUUUUACGGGAAUAAUGUUUGUGAUUAUAAGUGAAAUAAGGCAUUUUUUAAUCAACAUGAAGGCAACCUUGGCUUAUACAGACCUCUUCUCUGUUAUGAAUACUGACAUCUAUACUUCACUCAGUAUCAAUAAUAAAUAUAUUUUCUGACUAAGACUGACGUUGUAGCCUGAGGCCUCCCGUAUUCCUUUCGCUGGGUUAGAUGGUUCUGCUUAUGGGAAUACAGUUGGUGUAUAUUGUCAUUAAUUUGCAUUUGUGCUGUACCUUUCCUCUAAAAAACUCCAAAGCACUUUGCAGAGCCUCUGACAAGCAAGUGAUAACUUAGAAGUUGCCUCUCAGGUAGGUAGAAUGCAGUCCGAUCUUUACAAAUUGCAUGAACCUUCCUUUCUUUGGGGUGAUUUAAGUCAUCCUGCCUGGGGCAAGAACUAGAUUCGAUAACCUUGGUUAGGAACUUCCGACCCUACAAUACUAUGAAAUGUUUAAAAAAAAAAAAGUCAACCCUUAGAGUUUUCCUCUUUCCAAUUUCAUUAAAACUUCUUGAUUAUAACUCUAGCUUUUCUACCCGAGGCCCAGUGCUUCAACCCUUUAUUUGAGUGAGUUGGAAACAAGUAUUCACAUUGGAGCUAAAUGGAAAGGUCUUUCAGGAAGUAGAUGGAGGAGAUAAUGCCGGUGCUGGGUGAUGUUGUUCAGAUAUCUUUUGUCAUGUAGGGUUUUAUUUCAUUUUUAUUUUAUUAGAGGAGUAAUUUAACAAAAUGAUUAAGAAUACAGGCUCUGGAAUAAGAUGACUAUGACUAUGUGUUCAGAUCUGGGCUCUGCUACUGACCAGCAGGGAAACCCUGGUGGCAUAGUGGUUAAGUGCUAUGGCUGCUAACCAGAAGGUCAGCAGUUUAAAUCCAAAAGGCACUUCUUGGAAACUUUAUGGGGCAGUCCUAUAGGGUCCUAUGAGUUGGAAUCAAGUCAACGGCAACAGGUUUGGUUUUUUGUUUUUGUUUUUUUACUGACCAGCUGUGUGACCUUGGGCAGGUCACCAAACCGUACUAAGCCUCUAUCUCUUCAGCUGUAAAAAAGGGGAAGUGAAAGAACCUACUUCUUAGGUUUAUUGUGAA
This is a messenger RNA of Trichechus manatus latirostris (Florida manatee), 2639 nucleotides long. It is a transcript of the gene CHCHD3, whose product is annotated as coiled-coil-helix-coiled-coil-helix domain containing 3. The record is from RefSeq and is a predicted model, not a curated record. The coding region runs from base 417 to 1022 and encodes 201 amino acids. NCBI's taxonomy places the organism in Eukaryota, Metazoa, Chordata, Mammalia, Sirenia, Trichechidae. The transcript is spliced from 11 exons. Gene Ontology annotation, biological process: inner mitochondrial membrane organization. Gene Ontology annotation, cellular component: mitochondrion; MICOS complex.